Messenger RNA from Microthlaspi erraticum, 618 nucleotides. Lineage: Eukaryota; Viridiplantae; Streptophyta; Magnoliopsida; Brassicales; Brassicaceae. The record is from the annotation of a GenBank genome assembly.
AUGUUCUUCUCCUCCGAAAAUGACGUUGUUCAUCACUCCUCUCCAUAUGCUUCUGUUGACUGCACCCUCUCACUCGGAACUCCCUCCACUCGCCUUUGCAACGACGACGACGACCGUAGAUCAUCUUCUCAUACCUCCAACGCCUUAGGCUGGGACUUCAUGCACGGUGCCAAGAAAGGCGGCGGAAAUAAUCUUCUCACUCGCCGUUGCGCUAACUGCGACAUCACUUCUACUCCUCUUUGGAGAAACGGUCCAAGAGGUCCCAAGUCAUUGUGCAAUGCGUGUGGAAUCCGAUUCAAGAAAGAAGAGAGACGAGCGGCGACCGCCGGAAACUCGACUUCCAGCAGAGGAUCAGUGGCGGCUGGAGCUCCGACUUUAGAUCAUCACGGAGGUUCAAGUUAUUACUAUAACAGCAAUCACUAUGCUUCAUCGUCGCCUUGGGCUCACCACCAACAGCAAAAUACGCAGAAAGUUUCUUAUUACUCGCCGGCGAAUAACGAAUAUUCUUUCGUUGAUGACGUGAGAGACGGUGAUCACAACGUGACAGCCGACCCGUACUUGUCGUGGAGGCUUAACGUCGCCGAUCGAACCAGCCUUGUGCAUGAUUUUACGAUGUAA